Molecule: messenger RNA, 1203 nt
Organism: Nerophis lumbriciformis (worm pipefish)
Lineage: Eukaryota; Metazoa; Chordata; Actinopteri; Syngnathiformes; Syngnathidae
Source: RefSeq, a predicted model, not a curated record
AUGAAGAGGCAAAACGUGCGGACCUUGGCCCUAAUCAUCUGCACUCUCACUUACCUAUUUGUGGGUGCGGCGAUUUUCGACGCGCUGGAGUCGCAGGAGGAGACGAGCCAGAGGCGAGAUCUGUUCCUGCGCCGGAGCGAGUUGCUCCGCACCUUCAACUUGUCCGCGAGGGACUUCGACCAACUAGAGAGAGUGGUGCUGCAGCUCAAGCCGCACAAAGCCGGCGUGCAGUGGGAAUUCGCCGGCUCAUUUUAUUUCGCCAUCACUGUGAUCACUACUAUAGGAUACGGCCAUGCAGCCCCCAGCACAGAUGGAGGGAAGAUGUUCUGCAUGAUCUAUGCCCUCUUAGGCAUACCACUCACAUUGGUCAUGUUCCAAAGUGUAGGCGAACGGAUCAACACCUUCGUUAGAUUUCUUCUCCAUCGCCUGAAAAAGUGCCUUGGAAUGAGGCGAACUGAGGUCUCCAUGGUUAACAUGGUGUCGGUGGGAUUUAUAUCGUGCAUUAGCACACUAUGCGCAGGAGCAUUGGCUUUUUCCGAAUUUGAAGGAUGGAGUUUCUUUCACGCCUUCUACUACUGCUUCAUCACUCUCACCACUAUCGGCUUCGGCGACUACGUGGCGUUGCAAAACGACGAAGCCCUGCAAACCAAGCCGGAUUACGUGGCCUUCAGCUUCAUCUACAUCUUGACGGGCCUGGCUGUUAUUGGAGCCUUCCUCAACUUAGUCGUCCUCCGCUUCAUGACCAUGAACGCCGAGGAUGAGAAAAGGGACGCAGAGCAGAGGGCUCUGCUCGCCCAUAACGGCCAGGCUGGCAGACAUACGCAUUGCGCGACGGACCUACCGUCUCCUUCUUCCACGGCUUCAGGCUGUGUCGGAGGAAGCGCAAUUGGGGGUGGCGGGGCAGGAGCGGCGAGCAGGGGACUGCGAAAUGUUUAUGCUGAGGUACUUCAUUUCCAGUCCAUGUGCUCUUGCCUUUGGUACAAGAGCAGGGAGAAGCUGCAAUACUCCAUCCCUAUGAUAAUCCCACGUGACCUAUCUAACUCUGACAGCUACAUGGAGCAGGGAGAAGCGUUCUCCAACCCCCUUCACUCCAAUGGCUGCAUGUGCAGUUUACAGCCCCACUCAGGCAUCAGCUCAGUGUCCACUGGUCUGCACAGCAUCAGUGUGUACAGGAGACUCAAUAAACGAAGGAGCUCCAUCUAG